AAUGGUUUUGUAAUGUGCGUCUUGACCUACGUACUAGUAAAGGAAAGGAUUUUUAUAAUUUUAAAUCAAAUCAAUUAUUGAACUGAAAUUAAAAAAUUUAGCUGAAUGACAUAAUUGGAAUUUUGUGCGUAUCCGGCCAUCUGAGCUGCAUAAUUGCAAAACUGUACGUCAUGGCGAGAUUUGGACAAAUGUUGAUCGACGAGAGUGAGCACCUGAAGUCUAGCAUGGCUUUUAAAGUGUGGCCUGACAUGGGAAAGCGGAGGGACGCGCACAUCAUCAGUCUCAGGUGCUCGAACCCUAUCGCCCUGACGGGAAUGAAAUACUUCACUUUAUCAGUCGAGGUGUUUGGAAGGGUUUGCAGCGUUGCGUUGAGCUAUUUUGUAGUACUACUUCAAAUUCACUGAAUAUAAUUGGCCGUGAAAAAAAAUGUAAUGGAUCGAUGCAUUGCUUGUUAUUAAUUAUUUAU
Messenger RNA from Neocloeon triangulifer, 466 nucleotides. Its product is annotated as odorant receptor coreceptor-like. The record is from RefSeq and is a predicted model, not a curated record. The coding region runs from base 171 to 404 and encodes 77 amino acids. Lineage: Eukaryota; Metazoa; Arthropoda; Insecta; Ephemeroptera; Baetidae. The transcript has 3 exons.